Molecule: messenger RNA, 1798 nt
Organism: Fomitopsis serialis
Lineage: Eukaryota; Fungi; Basidiomycota; Agaricomycetes; Polyporales; Fomitopsidaceae
Exons: 8
Coding region: 161-1798 (545 amino acids)
Source: RefSeq, a predicted model, not a curated record
CUCUGCUGGAAGAGACUGGACUUCGGUGGCAAAUGCUGUCCGCUGGCAGGAGACGGCGGACAAUGGUGGCUAUGCAUACCGGCCGGUCAAUGCCGGUGGCGGACACAAGGGUCCGGGAGUCAGAGACGAGAAUUUCUUGAUCUCAUCUCAUCCAUUUCCGAUGACUACUCUCAAAGGGCCUGUCGACAUGAGCCGUCGAAAGGCCGAGCUCAUGGACAUUGCUUCGGGACUGGGACUCAGCACAGUCGGCAACAAAAAGACUCUCAUCCAGCAAAUUACAGAAUAUCUCGGUAAUCACGACGACCUGUGUCUCGACCCGAAAUUUCAGGGUCUCUUCGCCUACAGGCCGGACACGAAGAUCGCGUCAGGCGGUCGUUCGCAAACAAAGCAGGGAAGCAAGACUAGUGCCGACAAGGUCACCGAAGAUGAUACAGCAGCCCAAGCUAGUCAGGAGAAAACGGCCACUGGGGCUGGGAAGACCCUGCAAUCCCUGCAGAUCUCCACAGAUCCGCCGCCCCGGUUCACUCGUCUCCAGUCGGCAAACGAGGCCGCCAUAUCCACGCGGGACGACUCGUCCCUGUCGCCCAUGUCAAGCCCUGCUGUACUGCCACAAGACAUAGGGAGCGAGGGCGGUGACAUCAGCGCUGUUGAAGUAGAAGAGCUCGCGCCCACGGACAUACAGCCUGCCGACCUGCCGCAUACACCUCCUAAGUGGCCGGUUGGCUUACCGUCGACAGUGGACAAUAUAGGUCCUAAACAGGAUAUUGUUGUUGCAUUUCACCGGACUUCUGGAGAUGCUGUACAGUCGACUCUCGAAGCCGCUGACGGCACGACGUUGUACACUGCCCGAUUAUCGGAGCUCCUUCCCGCAGCUAUCAAUCAGGCGAGUCCUGUCAAAGCUGCUGGUGGGCGCCUGUAUCGGGCAGGUUUCAGCACCGAGAGCAGCAAGGUCUCGCUUGGAUCUGUCAAGAGUGUCGUAGAGGGCAACGGCCAUCAGUUCGAAUACAACCGAGUCGAUCUAUACAAAUUGCAACGCACCACAGACGGCGACUCACUCCUCUGCAAUGUAUACCUGGAUGGUACUACUGUCGUAGGGCAAGAUAGCAAGGAUCAUGCUUCGAGCGCCAUGCAAGCGGACAAGAUAGCUGCACUUGACAUCCCGGCAUCGCUACAGAAGGAUGCUCAUCCUGCUCCAGACAUGGUCAGCCGCACACAAAACACAAGUGGUACGGACAAGGACUUCCUGGGCUACCUUCGUGAGCUUUUGGAUGCUCCAUCCAAGCCAUGGCCUCGCGCAAACUCGAUUGGCGUGAUAUUGAAGCGCCGGCUUGCUGUGAUUCAUGCGAUGGAAACUCUGGACAGUCGUGGAUGGUCGCAAUCGACAGGAGGCUAUGUAGUUGCAGAUGACGAAGAUACUCCCUUUGCUGGGCGCAAGUUCACCAAACAGACAGUGUACGAGGCAUUGCACAUAAAGCAUUCAAACGCCUCCGACGACGCACGGCUCUUUGCAGCCCAGGAUUUGAAGAAGUUGUCUCGUGUCCGAGCAUGGAUGGCAGAUCCUGAAGGAAAGUACAGCAACGACUUUAGUGACAUGACUGUUGCCGAGUUUAAGAGGUAUAAGGAGAAGGCACUCACCCAGAAGAUGUCGGUCGAGAAGGAAGAGUAUCGAAAGGACCAGAAGGGAAAGAAGCGAGCAGAUCGCUCUGAUUCGGAGGGAGAGAGUAGUGGAUACUUACGUCACGAGCCAAAGCGCACUAGAAAGUCUAUAGGGAUGGACUCCAGCGACCUAGAUGUCUAG